Molecule: messenger RNA, 1152 nt
Organism: Erythranthe guttata (spotted monkey flower)
Lineage: Eukaryota; Viridiplantae; Streptophyta; Magnoliopsida; Lamiales; Phrymaceae
Product: (+)-neomenthol dehydrogenase
Cellular component (GO): membrane
Molecular function (GO): oxidoreductase activity, acting on the CH-OH group of donors, NAD or NADP as acceptor
Source: RefSeq, a predicted model, not a curated record
UCAAAGAUAAACACCGCCAACAACACGAUAACAUUUGAGCUUGAGCUUUCCCAUCUAUGGCGGCAGUCACUAAGAAAUAUGCUGUAGUAACUGGGGGAAACAAAGGAAUCGGACUAGAGAUUUGCAGGCAGUUAGCAUCUGAGGGUAUUACCGUAAUUUUGACAGCUCGUGAUGAACAAAGAGGGCUCGCAGCUGUCGAAUAUCUCAAAUUAGGGUCUGGGCUUUCAAACGACGUCGUAUUUCAUCAGCUUGAUUUGGCUGAUUUAUCAAGUAUUCAUUCCCUCGCUCAAUUUAUCAAUUCCCAAUUUGGAAAGCUCGAUAUCUUGGUCAACAAUGCGGGGAUUCUUGGAGCCGUGGUGGACGGUGAUGCUUGGAGAGCAUCAACUGGCAGUGGGACGGCAGGGGAAAAAACGAAUUGGAGAGAGACAAUGAGUCAAACGUACGAGUUAGCAGUAGAGUGCUUUCAGACAAACUAUUACGGCGCCAAAAAAACUACCGAAGCACUUCUUCCCCUACUCCACCUCUCUCAAUCACCAAGGAUUGUCAAUGUUUCCUCUACAAGCGGGAAGCUUAAGAAUAUACCGAGUGAAUGGGUGAAAGGGGUACUAAACGAUACCGAAAAACUUACGGAAGAAAGAAUUGACGAGGUGCUGAAUAUCUUCCUGAAAGACUUGAAAGACGGGGUUUUAGAAGGCAAAGGCUGGCCUGAGCUUUUUGCUGCGUAUAUACUCUCUAAAGCAGCGAUGAAUGCCCACACGAGAAUUCUUGCAAAGAAAUACCCGAGUUUUCAGAUUAAUUGUGUUUGCCCUGGUUAUGUUAAAACCGAAAUCAACUACAGUACUGGUGCGUUGACUGCGGAAGAGGGUGCAGAAAGUCCGGUGAAGCUGGCAUUGAUGCCCGACGAUGGUCCUUCUGGAAUGUUCUUCUCUAGGAAGGAAGUGGCUUCUUUUGAGUAAUGAUGAAAAUUGUAUUGCUAUAUAUAUUUGUUAUAACUAAUGAAUUGUAUUCCGGAAAACCGGAAAAUUGGGUCGUUUUGAACCGUUUGAAACGGCAAACCAUUUGUAAGGUAUUUUAUUUUUGAAAAAUUGAAUUAUUUUUUUCAUAAAUUGUGCAAAGGGUGAAGAAUCGAAAUUGACAAAUAUUUGGAUUUUG